Messenger RNA from Penicillium antarcticum, 237 nucleotides. RefSeq lists its product as uncharacterized. The record is from RefSeq and is a predicted model, not a curated record. Lineage: Eukaryota; Fungi; Ascomycota; Eurotiomycetes; Eurotiales; Aspergillaceae. The transcript has a single exon. The coding region runs from base 1 to 237 and encodes 78 amino acids.
AUGACUACUCGCUACGCAGAGGCCCACAAGAACCCCCAGGGCCCCGGAGAUGCCCGCCCAGUGGCACAGCAAAUCAUCAGUGACGAAGGUCUGGAAGGACAACUGACCGGCCACACCAUCCUGAUCACUGGCGCGGCUCAUCACUGGCGCAACUCUCUACCUCACGGCCCGAAACCUAGAGAAAGCCAAAAACGCUUUGGGCGAGAUGGUUGCAUUCUUCGUGCGUGCACCUACUAG